UCGUUCUCGCAAACGUUUUUUUUUUUUAUUCUCGAUCCAAGUUUCUAUUCAUAGAUUUUGUACUUAUCCUGUUGCACGCAUUCGGUUUGGCAAAGUUCACCACUUGUCACCAAUCUACUAUCUAUAUACGCGCAGCAUCAAGAUUCGCAAUGGCAUACGCAGUCCUGCGAUUGCUGACGACGGCCGCGGUGUCGCUGAUGAUCGUCGCGCCGUCCACCACCGGCAGCCCCGUGUCCGCGUACGGUUACGCGGCCACCGCGCACGCAUCACCACGUGCUUACUACAGGCCAGCGGCGGACGACGAGCAUGCGUCCACGCCGGCCAAGUAUAAUUUCGCGUACGACGUGGCCGAUGCGUACACGGGCGACUUCAAGAGCCAGACGGAGGAGCGGGACGGCGACUUCGUCAAGGGACAGUACACAGUGGUCGAGCCGGACGGCACCAGGCGCGUGGUGGACUACACGGCGGACGAGGAAAACGGGUUCAACGCGGUCGUAUCAAAGGAAGGGCACCCGACCGCCGCAGCCGCCCCGCCUGCUUACCGCAAACCGACCUACAAGCCGGCCGUCGCGGCCGCUUACCGCCCGGCGCCAGCCGCGGUCGACCGGCACCACGCCGCCGCUUCCGCUUACUCGACCGCCUACCCGGCCCAUUACCCAGCUAACCACCCGAGCAACCAUCCGGCCUACCACUCGGGCAACCACAGGGUCAACUACCCCAUCGCCUACCCUACCGCCUACCCCGCGGCCGCUUACCCAACGAGCACGGCCUACCCGCUGGCCCCGCUGUACAAGUCGGCCUACAAGCAGCCACCGCGGCCAUACCCGUACGCGUCGUACUAAACGCAUCUGGUGGUCGCCGCCGUGUUGACAUCUCAUCGUCAACCGAAACCGCCACGUCGACGAACCUGUACAACGUGAUAUUAUACCGUACACUGGCGGCGCAUCAUUCAAGCAACAGCAUAGUUACGAUAAAUUCUAUUUUGAACGCUUACGUAAGACAGUACAGCUUACAGCUGGUGAAAAUAAAUCGCAUAAGAAUUGUCAGCAUUGUUGUAGCAUUAGAAUUGUGUCGGUAUGUGUGUGCGCGAACGUGUAACGUGAUCGUUGACCGUGUACAUACGAUACGACAAAAUACGACAAAUAAAAUCAAUUUUUACGAAAAAUA
Messenger RNA from Sipha flava (yellow sugarcane aphid), 1167 nucleotides. RefSeq names its product cuticle protein 7-like. Gene Ontology annotation, cellular component: extracellular matrix. The transcript is spliced from 2 exons. Bases 150 to 842 code for a protein of 230 amino acids. The record is from RefSeq and is a predicted model, not a curated record. Lineage: Eukaryota; Metazoa; Arthropoda; Insecta; Hemiptera; Aphididae.